AUGGUCCAAGCUCAUCCCCAAGUACAAAUCCAUCGUCAGUCAAUCGACAACAAAGAUGAAUUCUGGCUUCGAGCCGCCCGCUCCAUUCACUGGCACAAACCUCCCACUAAUGCCUACGGUCCUUCUUCCAACAAGAAUGCCGCUUACCUCGAUCCUAAUGGUCAUACCUGGUUUCCCGAUGCACAAGUCUCAACUUGCUUCAAUGCUGUUGAUCGACAUUGUUUCGAGCAACCAACCGGAGCAGCCCCCGUGACCGCAUCCCCCGACACCCCGCAUCUAGCCCUCUCACCCACCGCCCACCGCGUCGCACUCCAACACGUCUCCCCACUCGCCUUCCAAACUCAGCCCUCCCGCUCCUUCACCUAUCUCGAACUUCUCCAGCAAGUUCAGCUUGUCGCCGGGAUCCUCCGUCACAAGGGGGUGAAAAAGGGAGAUGCGGUCGUGAUAUACAUGCCGAUGGUGCCUGAAACUUCGAUUGCUAUGCUGGCCUGUGCUAGGAUUGGUGCGGUUCAUUCGGUUGUGUUCGGCGGGUUUGCACCGAAGGAGUUGGCCAAGAGGAUUCAAGAUUCGGGAUGUAAAAUGGUCAUUGCGGCUAGUUGUGGUUUAGAACCGAAAGGACCGGUUGAUUAUAAACCGUUGGUGGAUGAAGCACUGAGGGUUUCGGAACAUAAGCCUGAGUCUGGCCUGUUGUUUUUGCGAAGACAUACGAUUAAGGGACACACUCCCGCAGAGGUGGUAAAGGAGGGCGGACAGGGUAAGGCUGGUUUGCCAGAAUGGGAUUGGGAAGGAGAAGUGAAGUUGACAAAGGAGAAAAAGGGAGGGAGGGAGGCAUGUUGGGAAUGUGUACCAGUUGCUAGUGAGGAUCCGAUUUACACUAUCUACACGAGCGGCACAACCGGAGCUCCAAAAGGCGUCUGCCGAUUGUCCGGCGGACACAUCGUCGCUCUUCGCUACUCUAUCGAGCAUACGUUCGGGAUGAACGCUAACGAUGUCAUGUUUUGUGCUUCUGACCUUGGUUGGGUCGUCGGACAUUCUUAUAUCCACUACGGCCCCCUGCUACUGGGUGCGACUUCGAUCGUGUUCGAAGGUAAACCUGUGAUUCCUGAUGCAGGGAUUUGGUGGAGAAUCUGUUCGCAGUACAAGGUUACUCAAAUGUUCUGCGCCCCUACUGCUCUCAGAGCUAUUGUCGGUCAGGAUGCUGAUGCAAAACUGAUGCGUGCACCAGGGCUGGAUUUGAGGAGCUUAAGAACACUCUUCUUGGCUGGAGAGAGAAGUGAACCUCAGAUUGUGGCCAAGUUUGAAAGACUACUUAAGGAGUUGGCUGCUCCUGGGGCUCAGACUAAUGAUAACUUCUGGUCAAGCGAGUCAGGAUCACCAAUCACAGGUCUCAUGCUUUCCUCCGCCUUUGGCCCUCUCUCUGCCCGCCCCGGCUCCGCUGGACUCCCCAUGCCCGGUAUGGACGUCCGCAUCGUCGACGAUUCCGGUCGCGAACUCCCUCAAGGUCAAAUGGGAAACCUCGUCCUCGCACCCCCACUCGCCCCUUCCUUCCUCGGCGGACUUUGGCGCAACCCUGACCGAUUCUUCUCCUCGUAUUUCUCCACCUUCGCCCAAAAAGGAGGCUGGUUCGAAACAGGCGAUCAAGGAAUCAUCGACCAGGACGGAUACGUUUCCAUCCUCGCUCGUUCCGACGACAUUAUCAACGUCUCUGCUCACCGCCUAGGCACUGGGCUUAUCGAACAAGUCGUUACCUCCCACCCCGACGUCAUCGAAUGCGCAGUUGUUGGUGCACCCGACAAAUUGAAAGGACAGUCACCCUUUGCAAUUGUUGUGGCGCACUCGAGGGUAGCGACGGCGAAAGAUGCAGGAAAAGCAUUGAAUUCAGUGGAGAGUGAAGAGGUGAAGGGGAUGCUGAAAAGUAUCAACGAUCAUGUGAGAAAAGAGAUGGGACCUAUUGCACAGUUGAGUGGGUUGAUUGAAGCUCAGAAGUUGCCAAAGACGAGGUCGGGGAAGACUUUGAGGAGGUCUUUGAGGCAGGCGGUGGAAAAUGCUGCGAGCGGGAAGAGAGGCGCACCUGUCGACUUCCCACCAACAAUCGAAGACAAAGAAGUCAUAGAUACUGUCCGAAACGCUAUCGAACAGUAUUUCGACGCUCUUGACAACCCUUCUUCCCCAUCAACCUCCACCUCUUCCACCACCUCUACCAACCCCACUUCCGCAUCUCGCACAGCCAUCCCUUCUGGUGUCAAUUUGAACAUGAAGGCUCUCCAACUCGAGAAACCUUCCGGCGAACCCAAAAAGGGAGCUCGAAACAUCGCUGCUCUCCGCGAAGUUCCCACUCCUAAGCCCGCAUCCGAUCAGGUCCUCGUUAAGAUUCUCGCAGCCGGGUUCAACCGACGAGACGAAUGGUCUAUGAUCGGAGCAUACCCAGGGCUAGUGUACAAGAAUGCUACCAUGGGAUGUGAUGGUGCAGGUACCAUCGUCGCACCUGAGGGGUUUAGCAUCCCGAACGACCACCCGGAUGGAGUUGUGUUGUUGACCCCGACCCGCGGUUGGGCUUCCGAUAAGGACGGGCCUGAAGCAGAGCUCCCAGGCCUAUCCGACGAGCAGCGAACCAACGGUCUUGGUGGCAAAGGAUUUGGGAUUCUCGGUGCGACCGCUCCAACCAAUGGUGUAGGCUGUUUCGCAGAAUACGUUGCUGUGGAAAAGGAUCAAAUCGUCCCUGCGCCGAAACACUUGACCCCGGAACAAGCAGCUACAUUACCUUGUGCCAGCGUCACAGCCUACCGUGCACUCUUCACCAAAGCCCAAGUAUGCAAAGGUCAAAACCUUCUCCUCACAGGCGUAGGAGGAGGAGUUGCAAUGUUAGCCCUUCAAAUGGCCGUCGCUGCCGGCGCAAACGUUUACGUCACUGGUGGAAGCCCCGCUAAAAUCGAACGCGCAGUGAAACUCGGCGCAAAAGCAGGCACAGAAUACAAAGACCCCUCCUGGCCUUCUAAAAUCCGUUCCCUUCUCCCCGCCUCCCGUCCCUACCUUGACUGCGUAGUUGAUAGCGCAGGGGGAGAGAUUGCAGCUCAGGCACAGAAAGCAGGGUUGAAAAUUGGUGGAAAGGUGGUUGUGUUCGGUAUGACUGCUGCGCCGAAGACGACGUUUACGAUGAGAGAGGUACUGAAGAAUGUAGAGGUGCUGGGGAGCACAAUGGGUAGUGCGAAGGAGUUUGCGGAUAGUGUGAGGUUUGUGGAGAGACAUAGAAUUGUCCCCGUGGUGGAUACCGUUUUGGAGGGGUUGGGGCAAGCGGAGAAGGGCUUUGAGUUGCUUGCUGAGGCUGAUAAGAGGUCUGGUGGCAAGGUUGUUGUGCGGGUGGCGGAGUUGGAUGGGAAGAAGAGUAAGCUUUAA
Molecule: messenger RNA, 3393 nt
Organism: Ustilago hordei
Lineage: Eukaryota; Fungi; Basidiomycota; Ustilaginomycetes; Ustilaginales; Ustilaginaceae
Product: related to acyl-coenzyme A synthetases/AMP-(fatty) acid ligases
Exons: 5
Coding region: 1-3393 (1130 amino acids)
Molecular function (GO): oxidoreductase activity
Source: RefSeq, a predicted model, not a curated record